Glossina fuscipes is the source of this 3262-nucleotide messenger RNA. RefSeq lists its product as uncharacterized. The transcript has 11 exons. Lineage: Eukaryota; Metazoa; Arthropoda; Insecta; Diptera; Glossinidae. The record is from RefSeq and is a predicted model, not a curated record. Bases 191 to 3178 code for a protein of 995 amino acids.
UCUUGUAAAACGCUUUUUAAUUAAUGCGUGUGAACAGUGCAAAGUUUUUUUUAACUUUCUUUUCCUAUCCUAUAAAGGAUUUAUGAACGUGACGAACUUGUUGUUGCAUGUUUUGUUUGUUUUAUAAGACUUUAUAAAAUGAAAUAAAUAAUAAUUUAAAGGAGAAUUUUAUAAGGCUUAGGUAUUAUUAAUGCCUGCAUUUACAAUGAUAUUGAGUGAAUUGGUUAAAAAUGUUUUCUAUUUUGGAUUAUUACUAAAUGUCUCUUAUGUUUGCUGCAGCAUUGGUUUACCAUUAAUACAAAUAAGUCAUGACGAUGAUCUCACUAAUGAUUAUCCGGAAAUGCGAGAGCAAGUUUAUCUGGAGGAUUUCUUUUGGACUGGAUCCGGUGAUGGACCGCCAGAUUAUUUGAAAAAAGUUCACACUGGUAUAAGUAAAGGCAAAGAUGUGGUAGUGAAAACUGAAACAGUAGUGGCCACUGUGUACGUUGACGGUAAUAAUGAAGUUGAUAUACCAAUAUGCUUGGAUUGUUUUGGUGAUGGAACUGUUGGAAUAGAUGGUACAUGGCAUGUUGCUGGUAUGCCGCCGCUUAAUUUUUCGGCUACCGAUCGACGUUAUUGGUUACUUACCGUCAUGUCGGGAUUUUAUACGCAAAAAGAUAAUCCGAUAUUGGCGGAAAAGUUAGCAAAAAUUUACCGUUUGGCAUUUACAAGACAACAAACCAAGCAUUUGGGUAUUAAUGGGGUUCAACAAAUAUCGGGGAUUUCGGUAACAGUAAAUGACAGAAAUAGACGGCAUUACAGCAGCGAGCAGUCUACCGCAGAGCCGGACAAUUAUGAUGUAGAAAUUUUAGAUAUGGUUACUUCAAGCUUAUCAACCGAAAAUGAACAUUCUGAUAUCUCUCGAGUGGGAAACAAAAAUUCUGAAUGGUUUACCUCUUCCGAAGAAAUAGUUACAGAUAACUCUUUACUGUCUAGUGGCAAGGAUUAUCAAAUUGUUAUUUCGUCUACGGAAGAGCCAAUAGAGGAAGAAUCCUAUGUUAAAAUUCAAUCUUGGGAAUUAAUUCAACAGCAUUUACAGUCUGGUAAACAAAGACAAUUUUCUGGUACCCUAUCGCAGCAUGCUACACCGCUUAUACAAGCUCAAAACUCGAUACUUUUGCGAGAUGAUCAAGUCCGAGUUAUUAUACAUAAUAUUACGCAAAUAACAGAGGCAGAAAUCCAAAAGGCUAAUAUGGAAGGAGAUCUAUAUGAAAGCGAUGUCAAUGAUAAAAUAGACGAACGUCCCGUUGCCAAUCAAACCGAACUAAUAUAUUCUGUUUUUGUUAAUGGGCGGCCUGUUUUGGCGGUAGCUGCAGCCAAUGAUAUGAAAUUGGUGAGUGAAGCCGAAGUAUCGACUGUAAUGGGUAAAGAGAUUUUUAUGAAAGCUGAACCCUAUCUACGCGAGCCUCAGGCUACUCCAUUAGCUCCUGCCACGCAUAGCGGUUCGACGGGAUUAAUUGAUUCCAUACAAAAUAAUCCUUUGCUCGUUAUCAUAAGUUCUAUUGCCAUACUGCUGCUGCUAUUGUUGCUUGUAGCCUUACUAUUAAUCGCUCGCUCUCACGUCCGUCACAAAAGUAGUCAACAACAGGUGACGAGAGCUUCCAGUCGCAAUGAAUUGCUGUCUGAACCACAAUCUGGUAGAGCCACAUCGAGUGCUGUGGGUUUGGAGAGCGGUCGCACUACAAUACAAUCCCGGGAUGUAGGAACGCAAAACUUCUCAUAUGAAAAUGAUAAUGGUCCUAGUCCAAGAGAAGCUCGUAUACAUUUUCCGGCGCCUCCAACGCGACGCAUUCGCCGAGAUUCCAUCACUUCUUCAGAUAAUACGUCCGAUUCAUCGGUAUAUUGCCCAAUAAAUCCACCAACAGCUGAUGUGCAACGUAUGCUAGAUGAGAAGGCGGCCAGCCUAUUCGACGGUCAUAGAAGUCGGAGGCGACAUAAAUAUGAUAAGGCUGAAGGAACUGAAGAGGCGAUCUAUACUACCGUUUUGUCAGAAAAGAAGAGAGAGAAGGGUCGUCACAAGCCUAAGCGAAGGUAUUUAUCAGAGAAUCGUGUUGGUUCGUUGGAAACCAGUCCAGUGCAAAGUCAAAAAGAUUAUUCGGGAGACGAAGCUAUUAGUGAUACGCGUAGAAAAUACGAAAAUUUGGAGCGGACAACGGAAGCAUUUAAUCCUCUUAAUAAUUAUCAUCGCAACAAAUUGUUGCAUCAAAAAACCAUAUUUUCUGAUAAAGAUUUUCUAGCCGAUCGGACCAUAGCUGCUGAAGCUGUAAAUAAACAUAUUAUGCAUCCGGAAAAGUCAUCAGAUAGCGGCAGUAUAGGUUCAUUUUUGUCCAUGCAAUCCAUAAAAGCAUUUCCGAAAAAUUCCCUUCCUGAGCCACUGCAUCGUGUUCUGGAGCCUGUUUUCGUAACGCAUUACGAUAACAUAGAAAAUCGAGUUCAGUCUCAGCAUAAAAAAAAAAUUGCCGAAGAUAAAACGACUAACUCCACGAAGGUCACCAUUGAUAGCUUCCCUACACCAAAAGCACCGCAAAAAUACACACUUAUGACUUCCCAAAGUGACAAUCCGGAUCCGGGCAUUCUAGGGCCCAUUGUUUGGGAAAGAUAUAAGAAGCGUCAAAGUGCGGACGACGUUUUGGAUAACGAUGACAUUAUUUAUGGACAUCUGCCUCCGGAAGAAAUACAUAGUCCAAAUAGAGAUCCGGCAGCAAUAAGAAAUCAUUACGAGGGUUUAUUAGAAGGUGCAAUUCAAAUGUACUCCAGUCAGGAUGAUCUGCCUAUGCCACUACCAAAUAAAGACUUUACAAACAAUCGCAAACAAACAAAGCGUGAACUUCGAGGCUCUUCUGCCGAAAUGGUAAAUGCUAUUAGUAAGUCUUCCAAUGAUUAUAAUCGGCCGGCAACGGCUAAAAUAGAAAAUUAUUGUACACAUCCCCCAUCACCUAACGUUGGUGGUGCUUGGCGGGGAAGCAGUGCCCAGAGAUCACGUUCUCCUCUUGUACGACCAUUAAGUGCCGGUCCUUUUCACCGUCCUGACGAUUUCCACACUCAGGCAGUUAGUCGUCAGAUUGACGACAUUUCAACGGCGCCUCUAAUUGAGGCCAUACAAAAUGAGCUGCGCAAGUUUCAGCAAGAAUCUCAUUGAACGCAUACGAAUACGUUCCAUUCUAGUAAAACUUCCUAUAAAGACUUCAUACCUGAUCUUAAUGAUGUGCAAUAACUGAAUUUA